Messenger RNA from Hirundo rustica (Barn swallow), 4309 nucleotides. Its product is annotated as arylsulfatase D-like. The record is from RefSeq and is a predicted model, not a curated record. NCBI's taxonomy places the organism in Eukaryota, Metazoa, Chordata, Aves, Passeriformes, Hirundinidae. The coding region runs from base 363 to 2135 and encodes 590 amino acids. The transcript is spliced from 13 exons. Gene Ontology annotation, molecular function: arylsulfatase activity.
AUCCAACCUGAGCAUUGCAAUUGUUACCACCUCACCACACCUCCUUUCUCUCUUAAGAUACAAAAAUGCAGGAAACUCUCUGUUAUUAAAGUUAGAUUGCUGUUGGGUCUCAACUCAUGCUGUCCCAAACCACUCAGUACAAGAGGACUCACAUAAGAAAAAAAACCAAGAAAAACUAUUUCUCCCAGCAGAGACAAUCACCUCACUGCAGCGUGCACUCCGGGUUGCCAUAAAGUGAAGAAAUUAGCUCGGUUUCUAUUUCCACAACAAAGAACUGCUGCUCUGGUCUGAUCUGAGAUGCACGGGAGUAAAUAAAAUAGAAUGUUAACAGGCUUUGAAAUUUGAAUGCUCCAAAUGCAGAAAUGAUUUGGCAACUAGCAUCUCAUUGGUCACCCCUGGUUACACUCCUGGUUUUUGGUCUGUUUCUGCAAGCACCAUUCACACAGCCCUCCACCAUCACACAGCCAAAUUUUGUCCUGUUGCUGGCUGAUGAUCUCGGCAUAGGGGAUGUAGGUUGCUAUGGGAAUGAUACUAUCAGGACGCCGAACAUCGAUCGCCUGGCAAAGGAAGGAGUGAAGCUGACCCAACACAUUGCUGCAGCUCCACUUUGCACCCCCAGCAGAGCAGCCUUCCUCACUGGCAGAUAUCCCCUCCGAUCAGGGAUGGACGCUAUAAAUGAUUACCGUGUUAUUUUUUGGAAUGCCGGCUCAGGAGGGCUUCCUCCGAAUGAAACCACGUUUGCCAAAAUACUGCAGCACCAAGGCUACAGCACAGGAUUGAUAGGGAAGUGGCAUCAAGGUGUUAACUGUGAAUCCCGCAAUGACCAUUGCCAUCACCCUUUAAAACAUGGAUUUGACUAUUUCUAUGGGAUGCCUUUUACGCUAAUAAGUGACUGCCAGCCAACAGAAACACCAGAGAUGGACAGAGCCUUUAGAAGGAAACUCUGGCUUUCCACUCAAAUGAUUGGCCUCAUUACAUUCACUGCUGUCCUUGGAAGACUGACCGGCUUGAUUUCAGUCCCCUGGAAAACACUGAGUUGCCUUGCUGGGUUUAGUCUCCUGUUCUUCAUAUCCUGGUUCUCAAGUUAUGGAUUUGUACGGUACUGGAACUGCAUUAUGAUGAGAAACCAUGGAAUUACUGAGCAGCCAAUGGUGACAGACAGAACUACAUCCCUUAUCUUGAGAGAGUCCAUUUCAUUUAUUGAAAGAAAUAAGCACAAGCCAUUCCUCCUCUUUCUUUCCUUUUUGCAUUCCCACACCCCUCUCCUCACUACAAAGGAGUUUCUUGGGAGGAGCAGACAUGGAUUAUAUGGAGACAAUGUAGAGGAGAUGGACUGGAUGGUGGGCCAGGUUCUAGAUGCUAUUGACAAGGAAGGCUUGAAAGAUACUACAUUAGUUUACUUUGCCUCUGAUCAUGGUGGAUGGCUGGAAAGACAAGAAGGCAAAAGGCAGCUGGGUGGCUGGAAUGGAAUAUACAAAGGUGGAAAAGCUAUGGGAGGCUGGGAAGGAGGAAUCCGCGUCCCAGGAAUAUUUAGAUGGCCAGGAGUGCUGCCUGCAGGCACAGUUAUUGAUGAACCCACAAGCCUUAUGGAUAUUUAUCCUACAGUAGUUCACUUGGCUGGAGGGGCAGUGCCUCAGGACAGGGUAAUCGACGGCCGGGAUCUGCUGCCGCUGCUGCGCGGCACGGCGGCACACUCGGAGCACGAGUUCCUCUUUCAUUACUGUGGCGUUCACCUACACGCUGUGCGGUGGCACCAGAAGGACACUGGAGCUGUUUGGAAGGCUCAUUAUGUGACUCCCAUCUUCAGUCCUCCUGGAGCUGGGGCUUGCUAUGAGAGGGGAUUUUGCCCAUGCUUUGGGGAAGGAGUGACCCAUCAUGAGCCUCCAUUGCUGUUUGAGCUCUCGCAAGACCCUUCUGAAGCCAAAGCUCUCUCGGCUGACACAGAGCCCCUCUUUGACACUGUCCUAAGGAGGAUUGGCAGAGCCAUAGAGGAGCACCGCAGGACGCUGACUCCAGUCCCAGAGCAGCUCUCUGUGUCCAAUGUGGUGUGGAAGCCAUGGCUGCAGCCGUGCUGUGGGACGUUCCCAUUCUGUUGGUGUGAUAAGGAAGGUGAUAAUAAACUUGUUGAUCUCUAAAGGAUAGAACCUGAUACUUUCUCAAAAAUGUAUUUAGAUUAAGAAGGUUUCCUUUGGGGGGUGUUGGCCCAUGGGUCAUUAAUUUCUCUAAAUGGACCCUUUAUAAAAUAAUUGUUCCGGUGAAUGGCACAGUAUUAAGUAAAGGUAGCUUUAAGUUGGACACUGUCAGGGAGGGAUCAAGAGAGAUGAUCUGAAGACCAUGUUUUAACUAGCAUCUGCUGACAAGAGAAUUAAUAGUUCAAAUGCACUGAAGUGGGCCAAGAUUAGAGCUGUACAAGCAAUGGUUCUGAAUGUAUAUUUUGUGCUGAAUUUCUAAGUGAUUCCUGGACUGGGUUCUCCCUUAAUUUUGUUGUCCUUAUUUCCCUUUUGCUAUCCUGGCAAUGCAUUUUUUUAUCCUUAUCUCUCCUUUUGCUAUCCUGGCAAUGCAUAAAGUGACCUUAUAAUAAAUUUUGCAGACUGUUGCUUCUGAAAUAAUUAGAAAAUAGUCUUGCCUGCACUUCCUCAAGAAAUCUUUCUUAAGAGUGGCUUUUUUCAUCCCUUGUAGCUAGGGUCUCCAAGCAGCAGUAAUGAUAACCGCUGAUUGGCCUGGGCAAGGUGUAGGGCAAUCAAGAUGACAAGCUGGGCAGUGGCUGUCUGCACUCUCUGAGAAGGGUGGGACUCUGCUGGUUGGAGUCAGCCUCUUUUGAUGGAGUGUUGGAAAAACACAACUUGACAGAGAUGGGGCAGCUGAGGGGCAUUUUUAAAGAUUUUACUCCAUUAUCAAUCUCAUAGAAGGCUGAGACACAAGAGAUGUAAAACUCAAUGCUAUUCUAUCAGAAGCCACCAUAUUUCUAUUUGUUAUAAUACCUUAUAAAUGUUUUUCAGCCUAUUAGCUUUUGCCACACCAUGCUGCUAAUACUUCUAACACCAAUUACCUAUUAUUUCACCCCAUGUGAUCUUGUUACAAUGCAUUUUUCACAGUUCUAAUUCUCCAAAAUAUCUGGUCUGCUUGCAAGACCAUAAUUUGAAACUUGUUUUCAGUUCAAUUUCUCUCUCAAUGUCUUCUCUAUUCCAUGGCCUUUCUAAGUCAGCACACCUUAUCUCAGAGUUUGCAUACAGAUGUGAGCUUUCAGUCAGGCUUUGACAAUCCUCUACAAAUCCAUUUCUCACAAAAGAAAAGAAAUAAAGGAAACUACUGUCCUUUUCCAAAGCUCCCUUUGCCUCCUGCUCCCUAAAUAGCACUGGCAAGGGCCUUUUGACACUGAUGGUCACAGUAGUGCCACGCUGAUGACUGGUUCAGUCAUUUGGGUACAGGACGGCACAAGUUACACUGCUGCCCAGAUCUAAGUCAUAAGUGUUUCCUACUGACAAGUAGCAUCUUAAAAAGAAGAUGUCAAGCACUAAUUAUGAAAACAAAAAAUAAUUUGCUAUGAAAAAAGGUAGAGAAUUAAGGUGGGUUUUUCUUCACAAGUUACAUUUUCACACCACCAAAAAGGUAGGAUUACUUAGGUCUAUCUCUUUGCUUCUAUGCCUUUUUUGCUGCAGUUCUUUCCUUCUUUGUGUUAAAAUAGCUGUUCCUUAUUAAGCAGCCUUGCAAGUAAUGUUUUUCUUUGUAAGCCUGUAAAUACAUCUGUUCAGAUAGACAUGUUUACACUGAUAUAACUGAACAGUUAGGCAUCUAAACAUAAUUUGUGCAUUUGUUUUAUUUCACUGUUUUUAACUUUUCUUUAACUACUGUACUAGGACCAAUUUAUCUUAUUCAUCUUAUUCAGUACACAUUUGGUUCAUUUUGGUUUUAUUUCCUCCUUUGCUUCCCACAAUUCAGUCACUAGGAAAUCCGGAGGUAAAAAAUGCCCUACAGCUUAAAAGCAAAAUUUUAUUUUAUGCUGUGACUUCAUGCAUUUCACAGAUUGUUUUAAUUCAGCCAGAUGCACCAUCAGUGCUAUUGAUGAGAAGAAGGUCUUAUUGAUGAGAAAGUCUUACUGUGAAAAAUUCAAGACAUUCACUAAAUCCAUUACUUUCACAUGUUCUGAUUGCUGCUCCUUCCUCCGAUGUUAGAAAUGUCUGAGUAUUUUCCUCAUUUGAGUGUAUUCUAUUUAACUGUUUCUUUCUUGGAGCGAUUUAAAGGUCUUUUCAUAUCCAAAAUGAAGUGUUUUCUUUACCUGAAAUUAAUGUGAUCAGACUGGAAUUUUUCA